Molecule: messenger RNA, 565 nt
Organism: Aaosphaeria arxii CBS 175.79
Lineage: Eukaryota; Fungi; Ascomycota; Dothideomycetes; Pleosporales
Exons: 4
Coding region: 211-435 (74 amino acids)
Source: RefSeq, a predicted model, not a curated record
CCGCCAUCAGCACCUUUUGCGCGCAUGGGGAUAUGGACCACUUCUCUACCGAAAGCAGGACAUUUUAUCAACCUCUAUCGAGGUGCUGCAAAAGCAACGAGAGAAGAUUGCUGACCAUACGAUAGAUACGCUGGAGAAUGUACUCCGUAGAUAGUCUGGGAGAAUAGCUUAGCAGCAUAUUUUGGUAGUUCUGAAUGAUACCUUAAUCAGAUGACAGGAGGGUGGCGCGAGACGCGGGAGGCGCGAAAAGGAUCGGGAGUGGAUCCCAUGUAUUACGUGCGUUACUUGGCUGCAUUCAUGGCUUUCACGGACGAGCCCCGUCGAUGGACGUUCUCCCUUGUUUCUCGGUCGCGCUUCCCGCUUCCCCGACUGUUGGCGCACGCAUGCCGAUGGGGACCACCUACCGGAGCACAAAACCCUGGCCCCCAGCUUUAAUCUGGGCAACUACUACGGACGGUUUUGUUGAGAGGCGAAUCCCGUAAACCACCGUAAUGACUGAAUCUCCCUUUGGUUUCCGGAUGUAUAGUGAUAUCCAGUUGGGCGUCUUGUGUCCCUAAAUACUUCA